This is a messenger RNA of Hydra vulgaris (swiftwater hydra), 7380 nucleotides long. Its product is annotated as sushi, von Willebrand factor type A, EGF and pentraxin domain-containing protein 1. Gene Ontology annotation, molecular function: calcium ion binding. Lineage: Eukaryota; Metazoa; Cnidaria; Hydrozoa; Anthoathecata; Hydridae. The record is from RefSeq and is a predicted model, not a curated record.
AAACCGUCUUAAGAUGGACACGUUUUUUAAUUUUGUAAUAAUUUUUGUAUGCAUAUUUGAACUCACGCAUUCCACUCGUGAUUGGAGAGUGCAACGAUUAAAUCAAUUUCAGCAACAAUAUAAUAACAGUAAAGCUGAUAUAAUUUUUUUAAUUGACGUGUCUGGUAGUAUUAGCGACGAUGGAUUCAAUACAGAGAGAGAGUUUGUUUCUUCACUGCUCAGUAAAAUUAGUGUUCAACCAUCUGCAGCUCGUAUAGCUGUGGUCACUUUUGGUAGAGAUAUUAACAAAGAUAUAGACUACAUAGAUUAUGGAUAUUUAGAUAAAAAUAAAUGUACAUUUAACGAAGAAUUUAAGCGUGUAAAGCAUCGUAAAGAAGGAUGGACAAACAUUAAUGGCGCGUUGCAAAAAGCAAAAGCUUUACUCGAUAGUGCAAAUGAAAAAAAAUUUAAACGUCAUAAUGUAAACACAGUGGCUGUUUUGCUUACAGAUGGUGGUUGGAACUAUGGAGGAAGUCCAUAUGACACAGCUACAAAUUUAAGAACUGGUUUUCACUACGUUGAUAUAUUUUCAAUUGGUGUUGGACACUGGCUCGAUAGGAAGCAAUUAAAAAACAUAGCUGGUAAAGAAGAAAAUGUUAUUAUAGCGAAAGAUUUUUCUGACUUUAGUGGGCUUGCAACCACCAUAAGAGGAGAUCAAGUUGAAAGUUUGUAUCAAGUUGUAGACAUAUCUCGCUGUGGCAUAACUUGUGAUGUAAAUGCUCGUUGUUCAUGUGGAACAAUAAGUGGCAUAUACACUUGUGCUUGCCUACAUGGUUUUUAUGGAUCAGGAAGUCCUGGUAGAUGUUAUGAGUGUCCACUUGGAACAUAUAAAAAAUAUCCUUCACCUGAUCCUUGUAUCCCUUGUCCAAAAUUUUCAACAUCACAUAAAACUGGAUCUACAUCUCCAGCAAAUUGUGUGUGUUUUCCAGGUUAUACUGGGCACCCAGAAGUUGGUUUACCGUGUGUUCCAAAACAAUGUCCAAAACUACCUUCAAAUAUAGUGAACGGUCAGGUAUCAUCUUGUGGAACAUUGUUUUCUGAAACUUGUACAUUUUCUUGCAACCCUAAUUAUCAUGUUGCAAAUGAAGUUGCUGUAGUUACAUCAAGAAAACUGACAUGCACUUUAGAUGGUCAAUGGGACAAACCCGUUCCAUUAUGUGUCGUCAUCGAGUGUGCUAACCCCCAUGAUCCUCCAAACAUGGAAGUUAAAUGUAGUGGGUUUACUGUUGGAAGUCAAUGUGGAUUUAAAUGCAAACCAGGUUACAUAUUGGAAGGUGCAAAUAUGCGAGAAUGCAGAAGUAAUGGACUUUGGACUCAUGAUAUGCCAUAUUGUAGAAUUGUAACAUGUCCUCAAUUGCGCAAGAUUGACAAUGUCAAUGUUAAUCCUAUAAAAUGUUUAAAUGAACCAACAGAUUUUAAUGAUGCAUGUUCUUUCUCGUGUAAGCCUGGGUUUCAAUAUAUUUCUGGUGAACAAAAUCGAGUUUGCUUACAAGAUGGUACAUGGAGUGGAAAAGAACUUGUUUGUUUAGAUAAAACUCCUCCCUCCAUCAGAUGUCCAGAACCUGUUCUUGCUGAAUCUGAGCCUGGUCGAGCAUACAAAGAAAUAAGUUUUUUACCUCCAUCUGUAAUUGAUAACUCAAUAUCAGGGAGUGAUGAUAUAACAGUUACUCAAUCACCAUCAAAUAUUGUUUCUCCAUAUGAAUUUCCUAUUGGCAUAACUCUUAUAUUGUUUACAGCUGUGGAUACUGCAGGAAAUUCAGAUUCUUGCACUUUUCGUGUUGAAAUUGUUGAUAGAGAACCACCAAUUUUUACAUAUUGCCCAGAAGAUAUUCUUGAAACCACAACUUCAGCUAUUGAUAAACAUAAAAAUGUUGCAUGGAGCUUACCAAAAUUUAUAGAUAAUUCUGGUUAUGUAAAUCUAACCUACUCAUCACACGAAUCUCCACACAAAUUUCCUGUGGGGCCAACUCAACUUAUACAGUAUGAUAUAGAAGAUUCAUCAAAUAAUCGAGCUACUUGCGAGUUUUUCAUAAAAGUUGAAUCUAAGACCUGUCCAAAACGUGAACCACCUAUUAAUGGUGCAGUUGGAUGCCAGUACGUUGGUGGAAUGGGCCAUAUGUGUUCAGUAAACUGUCAGAAUCCUUACACAUUUAAUGGGCCACUUGCAUUUUCAUAUGUUUGUACAAUGAGUGGAACUUGGAGUACUAUUCCCCCAGGAUUUCGUGACUCAAUGUGGCCAGAUUGCACUGCCAUGCAACCUCAAGAAGGUAUGGGUCAAAAAAUGAAGUUUUUUUACUACAGUGGAAAUUGCCAUGAUAGUUUUGAAGCUCGAUCAAUAAUUGCUGACAACUUUGUAAAACUUCUGGAUAGGGUUAUGCGUAAUGAAGGAGGCUGUGCAAAUGCUGCAAAUGCUCGUGUAUGUCAAUCAGAAAAUGUUGAAAUAACUUGUGGUAAAGUAGAAACAAUUAAUGGAAGAAGAAAAAGAAGUUUACAAAAUUCUCUAGAAAUAACAGUUGACAUUAAUAUUCGUUCAAAAGAAAAUUCUACAGUGCAAGAACAUGCUGUCGAAUCUCUUUCACAAAAAGUAAAGAACCUUAAGAAUGAUGGAACACUUAUAGCUAAUCAAAUUAAAGUCAUGCAUAUAGAUGGGGAUAGCUUGGUUCUGAAUCACAUAGAGACAGUUGGUUUAGUGACUGGAGUUUGUUUAGAUGGAAGUGUUUAUGAUAGACUAGAACAGAAAUUGGGCCAAUUCCAAAAAAGUUGUGUUAGUUGUGUUGCUGGUAAGUAUUUUGAUAGAUUGCAUCGUGUAUGCCUUGAUUGUCCAAAAGGUACAUACACUGAGACUCCUGGUCGUCUUGGUUGUACAUCAUGUCCACUUGGUAAGACAACUCAAUCAGUAGGAACAUUUAAUUCUACACAUUGUAAAGAACCAUGUGCUCCUGGUUCAUACUCUAAUACUGGCCUAGAACAUUGUCACUUGUGUAGUAAAGGAACAUAUCAGCCUAAGCCAUAUUCAAAUGAAUGUAUUAAAUGCCCUGGUUCAUCAACAACACUUUCAGAAGGAGCAAAGCACCUAGAAGAAUGUGGCAUGAUCUGUCCUGCCGGUACUUAUUCAAAGACAGGAGUUGAACCAUGUUAUCCUUGUGCAAUGGGUUUUUAUCAGCCUUGGGUAGGUCAAACAAAUUGUAUUCAAUGCCCUGGAUUAUUAUCUACUCAUAUAACUGGAUCUACUAAUGAAUUAGAGUGUAAAGUUAUUGAUAAUUGUAUAUCAAGUCCAUGCAUGAAUGGAGCAGUAUGUAUCUCGGAAUGGAAUUCAUUUAGAUGUGUUUGCAAGUUAGGUUUUAUUGGAAAAUUUUGUGAAGAAGAAAAAAAUGAAUGCUUAGACAACCCCUGUUAUCAUGGUUCUGCCUGUGUUGACGGAAUCAAUAAUUUUACUUGCAUUUGUCAAGAAAAUUAUAAAGGAAAAUUUUGUUCUGAGAAAAAACCAAUGUGCGACACAAAGAUGUGCUCAAAUGGUGGUACUUGUUAUGAGAUCCCAGACGGCAUAGAGUGCAGUUGUGCACCUGGAUUAACUGGAAAGUACUGUGAAGAAAUUAUUGAUGAAUGUGCCUCUUCUCCAUGCAAAAAUGAAGGUACUUGCUUAGAUUCUCAUCGAGGCUAUCAAUGCUUAUGCAAGUCUGGUUUUACAGGGGCUUUAUGUCAAGAUAAUGUUGAUGAUUGUUACAACAAUGCAUGUUUAAAUAAAGGUGUUUGUAUUGAUGGAGUUAAUAGGUUUUCAUGCUCUUGUGUCAAGGGAUAUAGUGGAGAAAGAUGUGAAAUUAAUGUGAAUGAUUGCUUUUCUUCUCCUUGUCGAAAUGGUGGCUCAUGCAUUGACCAAGUAAAUGGUUAUAAAUGUCAAUGCCCUUCAACAUUUUCUGGACCAACUUGCGAGACAAGAAACGCAGUAUCCAACUUCGACCUUGUUUUUGAUAGAACAGUACAAGGUUAUGCUAAAUCUACUAUUAAUGAAUUAAUUGAUGAGUUCACAGUUGCAUUUUGGCUAAAAACAUCACCAACGGAGAUAGAAUCAGGCACAGUUUUGUCCUAUGCAAUUGGUGACAGUGACAGUUUUGUAGAUAAUGCCUUAGUCUUGGGUAAUAUGAAUCAUGUUAUGCUAAAUAUAAUGGGAGAGGAAGCACCAACAAAUAUUUCAGUUGCCGAUGGCUCUUGGCAUCAUGUUGCAAUAGUAUGGUCUAGUAAAAGUGGGAAGUAUCAAACAUUUAAAGACGGAAUUAAAAUUGCUGAAGACAUUAACUUCCAGAAAGGAAAGGCUAUUCCAGCGGGUGGUGUUUUUAUAAUAGGACAAGAGCAAGAUGAAGUUGGCAGAAAUUUCAGUGCUUCUGAAGCGUUUGAUGGUCAUCUUAGCCAGCUAAAUAUGUGGAAUUAUGUAAUGACAGAAAAUGAAAUUUUGGGGAUGUCUUCUUACAGAUGUGAUAUGUUGUUUGGAAAUAUUGUUGCUUGGGCAGAUUUUAAUAAUCCAUCUAUUGAUGUAAAAAAAGUGGUUGGUUUUUGCACCAAUAGCCAAUCAAAGUUUCAUCCUUGGAGUACAAGUCAAGUAAUACCUUGUCCUGGUCAAGUCAUCAGUGCUCAGUGUCUUACCUUGGACAAAAUGGGGAUAAAAGAGCUUAACUUGUUUGGAGCAACAUGCACAACUAAAGGGUUUUUUUGCUCUAAUGCUGAUCAAAAAAAAUUUGAUGUAAAUAAUAAUGUUGUUUGUCCUUUUCAGAUGCAAGUACGAUUUGAAUGCCCUUACACCGGUGUCAAUGAUUGUUUGUUUAACAAGUGCAAUGGAAAUGGUCUAUGUAUUGAUACUCUACAAGGAUAUAUCUGCAGAUGCAAUGAUGGUUUUUAUGGAAAGAAUUGUGAAAAUGAGUUGCCAUGUACUUCUUUACAACCAUUUGUUAAUGGCAUUGUUUCUCAAACUAAUGGUCUUGUUACAAUUAGCUGUAGACCAGGUUUUAAACUAAUCGGAUCAAGCUCAUUGCAUUGUGUUAAAGGAAAGUAUAACAAAGAAAUUCCUGAGUGUAUAGAUUUGGAUGAAUGCUUAUAUUCAAAUGGAAACUGCCAGCAUAAGUGCUUGAACACUAUUGGCUCAUAUUUAUGUCAAUGUAAUGAAGGGUUUGAGAUGCAAGGAAGUACUUGCGUAGAUAUCAAUGAAUGUUUAACUAACAAUGGUAAUUGUCAAGAUAAGUGUUUUAAUACAUAUGGGAGUUAUUCAUGUCAAUGCAGAGCAGGAUUCAAGAUCAGUAGCAAUCUUCGAUCAUGUCAAGAUAUUGAUGAGUGUGUUGGCACACAUGAUUGUUCACAGCUAUGUGUUAACACUCAGGGAUCAUAUAAGUGUCAAUGUAAACCUGGUUUUGUUUUGGCUGGUAAUGGAAAAAGUUGUCAAAAAAUUUUAUGCCCACAAUUAAAUGCACCAACAAAUGGUUAUGUAUCUCAUAGUACUGGAGAUUUUGGGUUAAAAGCAACUUUUACUUGUGAAGACAAGUAUAGGUUAGACGGUUCAAGUCAGACAGUAUGCGGUGCAGAUGGAAAAUGGUCAGGCAUACUUCCAAGAUGCAAAAAAAUAACAUGUGGGACUUUACCUAGUCCUUACAAUGGGCAGGCAACUUUGGUAGGAGCUGGUUUAAAUGCUGAAUACAGAUUUUUUUGCUUAAAAGGAUUUCUGCUGUUUGGAUCAGAAACAAGAACUUGUAGGUAUAAUGGUUCCUGGAGUGGUGAUCAGCCAAGAUGUGUUCCGUAUAAUUGUCCUCCAUUAACCAAACCUGAAAAUGGUGUUAUACUUGGUUCAUCUUUAAAUCAAGGAGCUACAGUUAUGAUAAAAUGUGAAAAAGGUUUUAUGCUAAGUAAUAAAAAUUUAAACUACAGAAUUUGUCAGGUAGAUGGAAAAUGGUCUCAUAAUGAUGCUCAAUGUGUACCUGUGAGCUGUGGUAAGCCUGAGGCUCUUGAUAAUGGAACUUUUACUGGUAGUUCUUUUAAAAUCGAUGAUGUGAUAACAUAUAAAUGUAAUGACGGGUUUGGAUUAUCUGGUCCCUUUCAAAGAACUUGUCUGCUCAGUGGAGAGUGGAGUGGAAUAUCUCCUAAAUGUUUAUACAAUAGCUGUGGUUAUCCUGGAUUACCUAAGUAUGGAAUUCUGGAUGGUACUGUGUUUUCAUUUGGAAAGACUGUGAACUAUUCUUGCAGUUCUGGUUAUAAGUUAAUUGGUGACACUUCUAGAAAAUGUAUGUUAAGUGGCACAUGGUCUGGUACCCUUCCUAUAUGUCAAGAAAUAACUUGUGGAGACCCAGGUUUUCCUGAAAAUGGCUUACGUCUUGGAAAUAGUUUUUCAAUUAAUGCUACAGUUUUAUUUGAUUGCAAUGCUGGAUACUCACUAAAAGGUGCUCGGUCUAUUGUUUGUGGUUUGAAUGGUGUAUGGAGCAAUUUGUUACCACAAUGUAAAGUUGGCUUAUGCGGCUCACAAAAAUUAGUUGGUCCAUCAGGAACUAUAACAUCACCAAAUUAUCCAAAUUCAUAUUCUAAUCAAGAAUACUGUCGCUGGAACAUUGUAAUGCCAUUAAAUAAAAAGGCUGUGCUUGAUGUGCGCACAUUAAAAACUGUUGGUCCAAAUGACAGGCUUGAAAUUUUCGAUGGAGUAUCACAAAAUUUGCUCACAGUACUGCAUGGUGCAAUCCCACAAUCGAUUCGUAUUACUUCAUCAUCAAAUGUGAUUGAUGCAAGAUUUGUAACAACUGGUGAAAACUCUGCAGAUGGUUUUACAGCUGAUUAUACAUCCUCAGAAUGUGGAGGUCACAUCACCACCAUUGGACAAGUUAUUACAACUCCUAACUAUCCUUCUAAUUACCCAAAUGGAAUUAUUUGCACAUGGCAAGUGAUGCUGCCUAACAAUAACAUUGUAUUAGCUUUUGAACAGUUUAAUACAGAUCAACGCGAUGAAUUAGAAGCAUGGAGCUCUGUGACCAGUUUGUCAGCGCACGCCAAAAUUGGAACAUGGUCAGGCAAUCGUGGCAGUUUUUUAACUAUUGAUUCGAGCGGAAUCAUGUACUUGAAAUUCUCGUCUGAUGAUUUUCACUCAAAUGUUGGCUUUAAAGCUGUUGUCAAAAAAAGAACUGGAACAAUAAAUGCUUAAAAAAAGAACUGGAGCAAUAAAUACUUAAAAUGAAUUUUCAAACUUUAUUAAUAUAAAUUAACUUUGCACUUUUGAGUUUAUUCACUUUUAUCUUUUCAUGUUUAUUAACAUGUAUUUAGUUUAAUAUUUUCAAUUUUAAUAAAUGUAAAAAAGAAUACUUAAAUGCAGAUUGUCAA